AAUUAAAUCAAUGUACAAACGUGCACAUUUCAUUGUCUUCGUAUCUCAUCUCACUUUGCUCGCCGUUUCAGUUUUCACAUAAGAGUCUUAGUAUCACCUUCUUCUCCAUUAUCCAGACCUCUAGUCUCUGCUGCAUGCCACCACCAAAUCAGCAGAAAAUUAGACGAAAAACCCACCUCAAAAAUGUCGAAAUAUCUCCAUUUCUUCACGUUUCUUCUCUUCGUUACCUUGCACUUUUUCCAUGGCAAUGCACAAAAUGUUACCGCUCAAGAACAUACCAUUCUUCUUCAACUGAAAAACUACUGGUCCAGUUUAACCAGUAUCACUCACUGGAUUCCGUCAUCCGACCACUGCACGUGGCCGGAGAUCACGUGCACCGAUGGCUGGGUCACGAAACUCGAGAUCAUCAAUAACACACUUGGUGAAACGAUCCCAACAUUUAUUUGUGACCUUAAAAACCUGUCCUAUAUUGAUCUUCACCUGAAUUUCAUCCCUGGAUCCUUUCCUGUUGUUCUUUAUAACUGUUCUAAUCUCGAAUAUUUAGACCUUCAACAAAAUUAUCUUGUUGGAAGAAUUCCUGAUGACAUUAACCGCCUUUCACCCCGGCUUCAGGUUCUUAACUUGAGUGGCAACAAUUUCACUGGUGAUAUCCCUGCAUCCAUUGGGAGCUUCCCAGAACUCAAAAGUCUUCAGCUUUCGUCCAACUUGUUCAACGGUUCUAUUCCGUCAGAAAUUGGCAAUCUUUCCAAUCUUGAAGAAUUGAAUUUGAACUUCAACCCUUUUUUACCACAAGAAAUACCACCAGGUUUCACAAAGUUGAAGAAAUUGAGAAAUCUCUGGAUGUAUAUAACAAAUUUGGUAGGAGAAAUCCCUGAAAGUGUUGGGAAUUUGUCAGCUUUAGAAGUCCUGGAUUUGUCUGAAAAUGGUUUAAGUGGAAGCAUCCCAAAUUCUCUGUUUCUUCUGAAGAAUUUGACUACUGUGUAUCUGUUCAAAAACAGGUUAUGGGGACCAAUUCCUCAGGCUGUUGAGGCCUUGAAUUUGGAGGUAAUUGAUCUUUCCAACAAUUCCUUGACAGGGACGAUACCACAUGAUUUCGAAAAGCUGACAAAACUUACCGGUUUGGCUUUAUUUUUUAAUCAAUUAUCUGGUGAAGUUCCAAUAGGUAUCGGUAGAUUGCCAUCUCUAACAAAUAUUGGACUCUGGAGUAAUAAUCUUACGGGUGAAUUGCCACCAGAUUUUGGGUUAUACUCCAGGCUGGAAAGAUUUCAAGUUUCAUCUAACCAUUUUGUUGGGACGUUACCAAAGAAUUUGUGCGCUAAUAAGGUCCUUAUAGGUGUGGUCGUCUUCGACAACAAUUUGACAGGUGAACUGCCAAAUUCUCUAGGGAAUUGUGACAGUUUGGAGGUUGUUAGGGUUUAUGGAAACCGAUUUUCUGGUAAUAUUCCAGGAGGACUGUGGACAUCAUUGAAAUUAGAUACUCUGAUGAUGAGCGAUAAUUUGUUUACGGGUCAGCUUCCGGAUACAGUAGGCCCUAACUUGUCCCUGCUCGAGAUACAUAACAACCAGUUUUCGGGUGAAAUUCCAGCAGGGAUAUCUUCUUGGAAGAACUUGAGGGUGUUUGAGGCAAGUAACAACUUGCUUACUGGUAAAAUUCCUCAAGAAUUGACUGUUCUUCCAUUGUUGUCGAGUAUUUUGCUCGAUGGAAAUCAACUUUCUGGAAAUCUUCCGUCAACUAUAAUCUCGUGGAAAUCUUUAACGAAUUUGAAUCUCAGUCGAAACCAAUUGUCUGGCAAAAUUCCUGCAGUAAUCGGGUUUUUACCUGACCUCGUAUAUUUGGAUUUAUCAGCAAACAACUUUUCUGGUUCGAUCCCAUCUGAAAUUGGCCUUUUGAGGCUAUCUUCACUCAAUCUCUCUUCAAAUCAGCUCUCCGGGAGAAUCCCGGGUGAAUUUGAAAACGCAGUUUAUGAUCGCAGUUUUAGAAAUAAUCCAAGACUCUGUGCAAGCAAUCCAGCAUUAGGCCUCAGCAGUUGUCAGGCUGCACCUGCCAGAAAAUCGAACAAACUUUCAUCCCACUUAAUUGCUGCAAUCUCGAGUAUUUCAGCAGUUGCCUUUUUAGUGGUUUUCGUAUACACAAUCUUAAUUUUUAAAGCUAACAGGAGGAGAAAGAGCGAUCUGGAGUCGACUUGGAAAUUUACUUCAUUCCAGAGAUUGAAUUUCACAGAAUCAACCAUUUUAUCCGGUUUAACAGAGAACAACAUAAUUGGAAGAGGAGGAUCAGGAACAGUUUUCCGGAUUCCCAUAAAUCGUUCUGGUGCUUACGUUGCCGUUAAGAGGAUCUGGAACAAUGUGAAGUUGGAUCAGAAACUCGAGAAUGAAUUUCUAUCAGAAGUUCAAAUUCUUGGCACCAUAAGGCACUCCAACAUAGUGAAACUUCUAUGUUGCAUUUCAAGUCAGAAUUCGAAGCUUCUGGUCUACGAGUACAUGGAAAAUCAUAGUCUCGACAGAUGGCUUGGUGGCAAGAAUCGACAAUCCACAAUCUCAGGUUCAGUUCAUCAAGUGAUUUUAGACUGGCCUAAGAGGCUACAAAUUGCAAUUGGUGCUGCUCAAGGGCUCUCCUACAUGCACCACGAUUGUUCCCCUUCCAUCAUCCAUCGUGAUGUAAAAUCGAGCAAUGUCCUGUUGGAUUCCGAGUUCAAUGCAAAGAUUGCAGAUUUUGGCCUAGCACGAAUGUUGAUCAAGCACGGAGAACCUGACAUGAUGUCUAGUGUGGCAGGAUCAUUCGGUUACAUAGCUCCAGAGCAUGCACAUACGAGAAGAGUGAACGAGAAGAUUGAUGUUUAUAGCUUUGGAGUUAUCCUUUUGGAACUAGUGACCGGAAGGGAAGCUCAUGAUGGAGACAAGAUGUCAUCUCUGGCAGAAUGGGCGUGGCGUCACGUUAUUGAAGGUCGACCUAUAGUCGAGGUCAUGGACGAGGAUAUUAAGGAACCCCAUUACUUGGAUGAGAUAAGCAGUGUAUUCAAACUUGGGGUUCUCUGCACUGGAAAACUUCCUUCGAAAAGGCCUACGAUGAAGGAGGUUUUGCAAAUCUUGCUCCAAUAUAGCCAUUCGUCGCUGCACAGAGAAGAAAAGAUGAAUAGAAACGAGUACGAUGUUGCUCCUCUCCUCCAGAACUCGAAGCCCGAGAGGAAACUCGAAGCCGACGACAGUGUUUAACAUCAGUCGUACGAUGAAUGCUGAUAGUGACAGUUCUUUCACAGCACUUAGCUUAUAUGUAACUAGACAAAUCCCUGUUACGGGGAUUUAUAGAUAUUAUACAAAAAAGUAUAUAAUGCAUACAAAAAUUAAGCAAUUGCUUUUAUGAAUGGAAUCUUUAAAAUUCACAAGUCA
Messenger RNA from Olea europaea var. sylvestris, 3387 nucleotides. Its product is annotated as receptor-like protein kinase 5. Gene Ontology annotation, molecular function: protein binding; ATP binding; protein kinase activity. The transcript has 2 exons. NCBI's taxonomy places the organism in Eukaryota, Viridiplantae, Streptophyta, Magnoliopsida, Lamiales, Oleaceae. Gene Ontology annotation, biological process: protein phosphorylation. Bases 184 to 3213 code for a protein of 1009 amino acids. The record is from RefSeq and is a predicted model, not a curated record.